Zasmidium cellare ATCC 36951 is the source of this 2943-nucleotide messenger RNA. RefSeq lists its product as uncharacterized. Lineage: Eukaryota; Fungi; Ascomycota; Dothideomycetes; Mycosphaerellales; Mycosphaerellaceae. The record is from RefSeq and is a predicted model, not a curated record. The transcript is spliced from 4 exons. The coding region runs from base 1 to 2943 and encodes 980 amino acids.
AUGAUUGGUACGGACUCAGGUCCGGAAGAACCUGUCCUCGACGGCGUUCUCAAGCGUUCCGAUGGCUCCUUGCGUCGGCCUCGUGGGCAUUGGGACUUCAUAUUCUCUUUCUCCAUGACCAUGUCUCGGUAUUCCGAUGAUAUCGACAAGGAAGACAAUCGAGCAGCAAGUACAGAAGUAGAACUAUCGAUCGCAUCUCCUAGCCCCUUGAGCGACCACGCCCUCGCGACCACGACCACGACCAUGCCGGACAUGUCAUGGAUGUCGCCCAAGCGCCGGCGUACGACAGGCAACCUGAAGACUCUUCCAAACGGACAGUACACCCAGUCGGAGGGUGAUGGCUCAGCGCCGUCGACGCCAACGAGAUCCGGCAGUUCAAAGUCAGACCGACCGUCGCCGAAACAGAGACCUCUGUCGCAAGGCUCCUAUCCAACGAAUAUGAGUCAAGGUCCCGAUGGCAACUUGUUCUACGCAUAUGCGCGAAAGGGCGACGAGGUGCGCUCCCGCUAUCUCCUCACCUUCGCCUCUGCCUCCGUCGCCAACGAAUGGUGGCUGCUCAUACAAGCGCAUUUCCCCGAUUGUAUACGACCUGGUCCGCAAUUGUUCUCCUUCAAGACCGACGACCUCCUUGAGAAAGCCUGGCGACAUCCAGCAUUCGAGCAUUUAAAGACGAAAUGGAUGUACAUCUCCUUCGGCGAAGCACAAUCGAACGGCCUGGGUGGUGCGGCGCAAGGAAUCAUACCAGUUCAAGAUGCGCAUGGGAAUAUGAUGGGCGGCUCUGCAUCUACAGUCGCAAGCCCUGAGCUUGGCCAGGCCAGAAAAGAGGUCAAGGAUAUGCGCAAUGAUGUGACAAGGCUCGAAGAGCAUUUCGAGAAGAUGAUGGAAGCCAUGGAGAAGAAUACUGAAGGAGUGAAAGAACUAGCCGAGAAGCAAGACCAAGAGCCUGGACAGGGGAGCAACAACAGCGGAAACGGAUACUUCGACAUGAGUGAGCUGUCAGGUCAUUUUGGUCGUAUGACGGAUCUCCUGACGAGGAACAUGGAACACAUGGAAAACAUGUCGAAGAGGCAGUUCGAAAAUGAACAAAAGCUCAGCAAGGCGCUGGAAGAUGUGAAUUCGAAGCAAAGGGCAGACUACCUGGACAUGUCACAGCUAUCAUCGCAUUUGGAUCGCAUACAAAACAUGAUGGAGCAAUCCGUGACUGAACGAAAGGACAGUGCCCGGACGUCGGAGGAGAAGACGCCUACGAUUGACUUUUCGCCAUUGACCGAUAGGCUCCAGAAGAUGCAAGAGGCCGUGGAGGCAAACUCAGCGUUGAUCAAGAAUCUGUUGGAGGAAGGUUCACUACCAGAAUCAGACGCCCCAAGGACUCCUUUCUGGGCAUCAGGCUCCAACCAGCAACAAGUCGAUCUCGCGCCGUUGACUGAACACCUGCAGAAGAUUCACGGCGCAAUCGAGCAGCAGAGCUCACAUAUGCAAGCUCUGGUGGGCUUUGCGAGCGGCGAAGGCGAAGGAGGCAAUUCUCCAAUACCUGGUGGAGCGGAUCAGCAACCACACGCCAACCUUGCUCCUCUCGGCGAACACCUGGAGCAGAUUUACAACGCCAUCGAGGAAGGCAACAAGCACGCCAAGGAGAUUGCCGACAGAGACAAGCUGCAUUCUGUGGUGGACUCCAGCUCGUUCGUCAGACAGCUUGAGGCCGUACAGACAAGCACGAAGAGUAGCAACAAGAUCUUGGAGCAAAUCCUCGACGCACAGACUGAAGCGAAGCAGGCCUUGCAAGCGCAUAGCGGACGGGGAGUAGAUCUUUCACCGUUGACAAAACACCUCGAAGGGCUUGAUGCAAGUGCAAAAGAUAAUGCGCAGUGGCUGCAACAGCUCCUCGAUGCGCAGGGCGCUUUACGAAAAGCGGUAACGCAAAGCAAGCCUGCCAUCAACUUCCAGCCGCUUACGGGCCAUCUUGAAACGCAUUCGAAACAUCUUAAGGACAUCGCAGAUACUCAGCUCGCUAUGAAAGAUUCGGUCAACAAACAGAUGUCGCCAACGAUCGAUCUAUCGCCAUUGCAGGACCAGCUUACGCAGCUUAUUGAGGGCCAGAACGGUACACGCGAGGCUAUUGAGCAGACCAAUGGUGAGCUUGACUUCACACCAUUGGCCGAUCACAUGGAAGCAGUGAGAGAGGCCAUCGAGGGGCAGCACCAUCCUCUCCUAGAGCACCUGCAGGCAAUCCACUCGGCCACGGAUCGAAACGCUGAGCUUUUUACGACGGUCAUAAAUGCUCAACUUAAGGACAUCGACUUUUCUUCUCUUACACAACGGCUAGAUGAUAUUCGGGUAGCCAUUCAGGAGAACAGCGCAGACGUUCCUCGGGCUAUCGACUUCGGACCUCUGGCGGACCACCUGGAAGCGAUACGAGAAGCCACUGACUCGAACGCGAAGCAGGUCAAGGCUGCGAUCGAGGAACAGAGGCAGCGAGACCCGCCUUCAGGCCAAGCCUCGAUCGACUUCACACCUCUCACCGAGCGAUUGAAUCGCAUACACCGGAGCUUGGAGAAAGUGAACAACACGACUCGUGAGGCCAGUCCGGGCUCGGGUGACCCCAAGUUCAUUCUCUCAGCUCUGACCUCGCAUCUCAGCAAGAUUCAAUCUGUAACUGAGCAGAACGCCAACGCCGUGAAGUCCAUCACGAAUCGUUCGAAAGCGACAGAAGACAAGGUCAAGAUCGAUACCGCAGGCUUCGAUAAGAGGUUGGAAGCUACAUCAAGCCAGGUUCGAGAGCUGAUGGCUGGUCAUAGAGAGAUGACCAAGGUGAUGCGAGAGCUGGCUGAGGCCAUCACCGCGCAGAACAAGGGAAGCUGUGAUCACGUUGUUAUUCCGCCGCCGAGGAAAGUAGGGAGGAAGAUCGUUGGUUUCGUGUAUGAUGCGAAAGAUGGGCCUAUUUGA